Colletotrichum truncatum is the source of this 2655-nucleotide messenger RNA. RefSeq names its product malic acid transport. Gene Ontology annotation, molecular function: sulfite transmembrane transporter activity. Gene Ontology annotation, biological process: sulfite transmembrane transport; transmembrane transport. The record is from RefSeq and is a predicted model, not a curated record. Lineage: Eukaryota; Fungi; Ascomycota; Sordariomycetes; Glomerellales; Glomerellaceae. Gene Ontology annotation, cellular component: plasma membrane.
AUGCCCCUGUCUUCCAAGCCCCCAGAUUUGUCUCCAACAAAUUCCCACCGCAGACAAUCAGUCGUUCUCACUUCAAUACGCAACUUCUCAUCACAAUGGUUCCUUUUACCGCAAGGCACAGCCAUCAUCGCCGCAAUUUUGAAACAACUCGACUAUCGCUUCGAUGGCCUCACAAUCAUCUCGUACCUCUUUUGGGUGACGGCCAUGGUUCUUUUGUUGCUCAUGGUGUGUCUGUAUCUCGUCCGGCUUGCUCUGUACCCUCGCCGCGUCCUCCAUGCUCUUAAGACCGACGAUGUCGAACUCUCAGGCCUCUCAAGCGUAUCCAUCGCUUUCACGUCCAUCAUCCAGAUGGCAUCUUUAACAGUAGUUUCAGGCUGGGGCGGGCCAUGGAGCAAGAUCAUCUACGUGUUGUGGUGGGUUGCUUUUGGGCUGGCCGUCGUUGUCACCGUCGUGCUGCCUUUCGUUUUCAUUAAGGUUUACCCCUCCGGUGUCCCCCACAUCUCUCCAGCGACCCAGCUCCCACUUAUUGCAGCCCUAACGGCUGCGGCCGGCGGUGGGACGAUAUGCAACACAGCCAUGCUUAGCAGCGACCAACAAAUCCCCGUCAUAAUCGUGUCGUACCUGCUUAUUGGCAUGGCUCUGCCGCUGGCUUUCGCGCUGGACGUGUUGUUCUGGGCGCGGCUUCUGGGCAACUACCAACCGCCGAAACCAAAGGCAUUUCAAGAUAUGAUCCUCUGCGGUCCUUGGGGACAGUCCAGUUUUGCUCUUCAGAUGCUAGGCAAAGCGGUCAUAGGGGGCAGUUUCGCUUCGUACGCCAGCGGGACAUUCUUGACGGCGGAUGCUGCGGCGCCAGUGGGAUACACCAGCAUUUUCGCAGGCCUGGCUGCGUGGGGGCUGGGGACUUUCUGGUGGUUCUUCGCCAUCAUGGGCGUCAUGAACGCGUCCUUUGAAGGGAUGAGACCGAAACCUAUACCCUAUACCCUUGCCGGUUGGGCACUGGUUUUCCCAUGGGGUGUUUAUACUAACGCUGCCGUUCAGCUGGGCAAGAUCCUGGACUCGAGAGCAUUCAAAGUGUGGUCUACAUGCCUGGCGCUUGUACUGGACAGACUAAGCCACGACUUGCUUUCGAUCCUGACGUCAAUCUCACUAGACCAACUUAAGCCUGUCGAAGCCGCACAGCAUGAUUCUCUGUAUGAGUCAACUGUCAUGAGCCACAUAGCACUUCACGGUACUGCCUGCAUAGGGUGUCGCAGGCGGGGCCGGAAGUGCGACCGCACAUUGCCAACGUGUAUGAGCUGUGAGCAACGGGGGACGAUUUGCGAAGGCUACGUAACGAAAUGGCCAGGUGUUGCAGCGCGUGGCAAGCUCGCAGGAAAGACUAUUCCUGUUGUCGAUAGUUCAGUUGCUAUUCCAAAGCCGAGCUCCGCUGCAGCAAGGGCGAGACAGAGACAACCACCACUGCUGCGAGAUCAAAAACACAUACCUGCGGAUUCUGCAAAUCGGCCCACUAAGCACGGCUCCCUCGAUGAUAUUCCCUUCCCAAAAAACAACUUGAGCUCGAUCAGUGAUGAUGAGGUCUCUAAACUGGUCCAACACUACAUCGGAGACUUGAGCAGUAUCUUCUAUCUCGGCAACGGUCCUAGCAACAACCCAAUGUUUCACUACGUUCUCCCCUUGGUGGAUAGUGUGCCUCCUAUUCGCUUCGCUCUUGCUGGAUCCGCGUCUUGUCACAUUGCUGCCCGAAACUCAGACGAGGCGCUCGAAAGAAAGAGUCUUCGUCUGCGUGUUCACGCCACGCGUCUUUUGCGGGAGAUGCUGCAAGACCCCAGCACGACGUCAGAUCAAUCCAUUUUGGCCAGCAUACUGAUGCUUGCGCAGCUCGACAUGUGUUCCGGAGACUGCACUGAGUUUGAAACGCACCUGAAGGCAGCAGCAGCUGUCAUCCGUCACCCACGUUAUGACAGCGCAACAAACAAGUAUUACUUUGAGCAGCGGCUUGCAUGGCUUGACAUGAUGAGCUCGACAACUUCCACUCGGCUUCCAAACUUGACAGUAGAGGAAUUUAAGACGAUACUUGGACGCCUCACAAGUAAUGGUGGUACUGGGGAGUGGAGCUAUGAUGUAUUUCUCUGUCCUGUUGACCUAUUUGAGAUCAUCACGGAUAUUACAAUGCUUUUCAAAAAGCAGCAAAAGGCGGCUGACAUUAGUCAAAUGGAGCUGCAGCAGAUCGAACAUUUGGGGAGUCGUCUACGCGAAUGGCAAUGCCCUAGAGAAUUUUCAGGCUCAAGGAAGCACAUGGUCGAGGCCUGGAGACUUGGAAUCAUGGCUUAUCUGAGACAACUGUUCCAUUUUACUGAUCAGGCCGGAGCAGCGGCUCUACUGGGUCCGAUUUUGGACCAUGCAAAACUCAUCCCACCGGCCACGUCUUGGAGCUUUGCCCUCACAUGGCCCAUUUUUCAGGCUUCAGUCACUCUAGGCGACGGCGCUCAGGAGGAAAAGACUUGGAUAAGAGAACACCUGAGGCAUGCUCUCCAAGCUGUUGGGUGCCGACAUUUUCCAAACGCGUUAGAGACGUUGGAGAUGGCCUGGGAGCAUCCUAAUCAGCUUAACCCUAUUUUUACCAAAUUUCAUGACCGCACUAUCAUAUUGGUGUAG